Molecule: messenger RNA, 462 nt
Organism: Sphenostylis stenocarpa
Lineage: Eukaryota; Viridiplantae; Streptophyta; Magnoliopsida; Fabales; Fabaceae
Source: the annotation of a GenBank genome assembly
AUGAAGCAUCUUAACCAUGCCCUAAGUGUGGAAGAGAGGCUUAACUUGGUUUCCUUUAGUCUUAUCAGUGUGGUUAUGUUGUGCAAUUAUAAGGCUAGGUGCCUCAUAUUCAAGGGCUUUGGUGGUGGCAGGGAGUCCAUUUUGUCCGCCACAACAACCCCAUCUUCAGGGUUCAUCAGUGCUCCAUGCAUGGUCAUGGCAUGGGGUGGUAAGGUGUUGUUGGGACUUGGAAUGGUGAGGAUUGCCCAUACGUUGAUGGAAUGGCAAUGGUUAAAAGGGUCAAAAGAAAAAGGACCAAUCAAGGCAAGAAGAGCAAGCAAAGACAAGGGACCUACUGCACCAGCAUUGGACUUUUCCUAUCACAAUUUACCUUCACUCUCUCUGUCUCUGUGCCUUCCCAUUACCAGGGGCCAUGGCUACUAUUUCAAUCGCUUUGCCCUUUGCCAUCUGCCUCAAUGCUGA